Messenger RNA from Acyrthosiphon pisum (pea aphid), 5017 nucleotides. RefSeq names its product domeless 2. The record is from RefSeq and is a predicted model, not a curated record. Gene Ontology annotation, molecular function: protein binding. Bases 318 to 4931 code for a protein of 1537 amino acids. The transcript is spliced from 23 exons. Lineage: Eukaryota; Metazoa; Arthropoda; Insecta; Hemiptera; Aphididae.
AUCGACUACGGCCGACUGCCGAGCAAGUGCAACAGUUUCGUUUGUUCAGUCAUACUAAGCUGUAGUGGUUUAGGUUAUUUUUUUUUCCUCGGCUCGCGAUGAGUACAUUUACAUCGUAUCGUCGUCGUGUCUUUAGCAGCUUACUUAUGCAUUCGUCUACACAAUCCACGCGUCUUUUCAUUAUUUCAUUUUGAAUUUUUUUUUAACCCGUUUAAUAUUAGCCAAAAAACAAGAAACGAAUUAACCACGACGAAGACAAUAUAUUAGGUAUUAUUGAACGCAAUAAUAUAUUACAAUAUGGUAAUGGAGAUGUAAACAUGGGGGAACAAUACAUAAGAAGUCACCGACACAGUUGGUGGCCACCAAGACCGCCAUGGAUAACACUGAUGUCGGUAUCACUAUUAGUGAAUUUGGCGAAUACUUCAAUAACCUGUGGCCCGGGUUUUAAAUCAGCUGGAGUAACCGUUCCGAGAGGUGAUAUUGUCAUUGAAUACGGUUCCGGCACCCCCUUGGAAAUCACGUGCGUCUUAGAUCCCGACAAUGAAAAUGUGCAACACCUGUUUCGGAAUGACACCAACGAUGGCGGUGAAGCUAAAACACCGAGCCAGCGGAUCCUGUUCUACAAGAACGCCGAACGCGUGUCCAGACAGUACAUGACGAUUAUCAACGCAACGGCCGCUCAAUUGCGCAUUUCCAAUCCACCAGCAGGCCGAGAUACCUAUUAUUGCGUGCUGUUACUUGACGACCAACUGGGUCUAAACCACAGCUAUGACAACAUGAGUACUGCUCAGUUGUUAUCCACAUCGUCAAGUGAUUCGUCGACAUUUCCCACCCCGCCACCGACGAGCUUGGAAACUAGUGGUCCACCCUCGCUGGUAUCACAAACCUCUGAGGUCGGGGUGUGUCUCAACAGCGUUGCCGUUGGAUAUAAACCGGCCCCAAUUACAAAUUUUUCUUGUAUAUCUGACAAUUGGGUAAGUUUGACGUGCAAUUGGACCAAACCAGAGAACCCAAUUAAAACAUCAUAUAAGUUAUUCUUCAGAUUACCUGGUCGUGCUGGAGGCAGAACUAUUAUAAAUUGUCCUAAGGAUUCAGAUUCCAGAGAAAAUACGUGUUAUUGGGAUUUUUCCACCACGCCAAUAUAUAGGCAACCAUACGAAUAUUACUACUUUACAUUACUUGGCGAUAACGUAUUGGGAAAUUCAACUACACCUAUACGUUUUCAUCAUUACGCCAAUGUUAUCCCCGCGAGCCCUAUUAAUAUUACAGUGGUGGAUAAAACACAAUCUAGUGCCAUGAUAAGGUGGUCUGUAGGCACAAUGACCGCCUUUCCACGAGAACUAAUUCAUAAGAUCGAAUAUAAAUCUCAAUGGGAUUCUAAUCCUGAACAUUGGCAUUCUGUAAAUGUGAGUGACGUUUGUAAUUCGUCAUCAACUUCCAAUCAAACUAAUUCUUAUUCGAAUUGUCGAGAACGUGAUACCGACUAUUAUUAUUUUAAUGUAACUGAUUUAAAAUACCCUUUCACGCAUUACGAUUUUCGCAUAUAUGUACGUUCUUCAGUUGCUCGUGGGGAGGAUAAAUGGUCUCCUCCUGGUUGUAUAACAUUGAAAACCAAGCCUUCAAUACCUAGAAGACCUCCACGAACUGAUGUUGGAAGCUUCGAGUGUGUUACGUCACCAGUCGACAAAUCCAAAAGAGACGUGUUUAUUUAUUGGCAAAAUAUUGAAGACAACGAAAAAUGUGGUGACUCAUUUGAGUAUCUUGCUUACUAUACUUCCACAACUACAGAUAACAAAACCAUUAUUCACCGUAGUAAUGAAACAUAUAAGAAUUAUGCCAAGUUUGAAGGACUCAGUACAGACAUUGGGUACAAUUUUACGGUGUAUUCAUCAAAUAAAGAAGGUUUAUCAACCGAUUAUUCGACAAUUUUCGUUCCCAAUGAAUCAGACAAACUUGAAGAACCGCUAUCAUUUACGAAAAUGGCAUUUGAUGAACGAGGUGUAUUUGAACUUUCGUGGAAAAAUGCCAGUAGUCAAAAAUUGUUAGCAGCUGAUCAAGUCAAUGAUUAUACUAUAUUUUGGUGUGAAAAUGAUAAGGAUCGUCCAUACCAGUGCAAUGGUUACAUGAACUGGAUGCAUAUACCAAGUUCAGAAUCUUGCUACAAUAUUACUGUAUCGGACCAUAUGAAAAUUUAUCAAUUUGCAAUAAGCGCUAACAGUCAAAGCGCACUAAAGACCGGUGUUAUUAGUCUUUAUCAACCAACCUCUAUUAGUAGUGGGAUGGUAUGGGCCUCAUGCACAGUACUACAUAAUAAAAUCGUUGGAAAAAUAAAAAAUGUCUGGGUAAAUAUGAUUAGCUCGACGUCUAUGGAAUUGAGAUGGAAACUUGACUGCUCUGAUAGAAUAGGCGCAGUUUUAGGAUUUCGUAUAUUUUACUGUCCUGUAGUAUCCAUAAAUAAUUCCGCUUGUAAAGAACCUAUGUUAAAUAAGACUGUUAGUGGUGAGAUGGCACAAGACAGCAGAGGAAUUGCAAGCAUUACAGAUCUCAAGUCAUAUACUACAUACAUGGUUACCAUUGCAUUGAUAACAAAACAUGGCGAAGGGUUACAUAGCGAUCCUUUGCUCAACACCACUCUAGAAGGAGCGCCCGAUAUUCAAAACCUAAUAAUAAAUGUCACGAAACUGACCAAUACGACCGUAUCUCUUCAGUGGUCGCCUCCUAAAUUCACUAAUGGUGUUGUUCGUUACUACCAUAUUCAUUAUUAUUUGGACGAUAUAAUACAGCAGCAGGAUUUGAUUGAUUCAUUUGAUGAACAGCAAGUCAUAAAUGAACAACGCCGUAUUACGGUUCACGACACAAAGUGUCGUUUGGAUCACCUUGAAAGUUACAGAAGCUAUACAAUUACCAUCACAGCAUGCACAACAGUUUGUUCAGAGCGUUCACUUCCUAUAAAAGUUCGAACAGCUGUAGGGCUGCCAGGAAGGGUUUCUCAACCAAAUUUGUUUUACGAAAACAGCACUAGAAUAGCUGUAUCUUGGCCGAAGCCCGCGAAACCGGCUGGUCCGGUUGAUUAUUAUGAAUUGAUUGUAGCUCAUCAUAGUGGACCAACAAAUUCGCAAACUACGAACAGCGGUUCAUCUUCGCCCACCGCUUUGGCUUCCACACUAAUACAGGAAAAUCCGAACAAUUUCUUGUACCACAGCAAUUCUAACGUGUUCCGUGUUCCUGUUCCGGAUUGUAAUAAUGAACAGGAUAAGGGUCAACAAACUUUUUCAUUUGCAGUACGAGCUGUGAAUAACAAUCCACUUGAUCCUCAUAUGCCAUAUUAUGGUCAGUGGUCGGUUCCUGGGUCGGUCAGUUGUGUGUUACCAGGUCUUCCUCUAGCACUACAUUUAGUAAUAUGGUCAUGUUUGUUCAUAGUUUUGUCCACUGUUUCCACGUACUGGGGUAACAGACUCUGGAGAAAAUACAAAAUUAUGCACAACGUAGAAGUGGUUCUACCACCCACGUUGAACAUAAAUUUUAAAUUUGACCAUUACAACAACUUUGGUGAAAACGUAUUGGAACCGGGUCAACAAUAUUACGUAGAGGACGGUCACAUAAUAUACGAAAACGCGCCGGCCGACGUUGACGCCACCACCAUCACGUUCCACAACGGAAAUUCAAACGCGUCGUCCGGGUCCAACCGCCGCCAAAACAGUAGCGCCAAUGCCAGUAGUUCCGAGCGUCUGCCGUCGUCCCGGUGGAGUCCCGCGACUGCAUCGACGACCAUUACGGUGGCCGACGACGAUGAUUCGUCGUCCAGCAAACAUCAACUCAUAAUGCCAUCGUCAUUACCAAAAACGAAGAGUGAGAGUCUAAGCGACGGAAACAGCGUGAAAAGCCACGAAGAUGAAGUGCUCGAAGUAGUUCCACCCACCGAACCAGUCUUACCGUUCUUUUCGUUGCCCCCCACGCCAACGAUAACAACAGCCGCAACGACUGGCAAUACGAUGGUGGAACUGCGCGGCAGCAUCAUCCGCAGCGGUAAUGGUUACCAGAGCACCAGUAAUGGAUACCAAAGCAGCGGUAAUAACGGAUACCAGAGCGCCGGUGGUAAUGGCUACCAGAGCACCAGUGGUAACGGAUACCAGAGCACCGGUAAUAACGGAUACCAGAGCAGUGGUAAUGGUUACCAAACCAACGGUAACGGUUACCAGAGCAGCAACAUCUGUCAGAGCGUCGCGAAAAACCGAUUCGUCGGCGACAGUCGCGGUGACGGUGUUGUUGCCCCUGCGGCGGUCAUUAGUUGUUUCGUGGGCGACCAGCGGCAGUCAAACGACAAAAAUCUCCGGCGGUGUGGCGGUGGUAACCCAUCGCCAGCUGCAGACGUUGCGAGGGAAUUUUUAUUUCCCGCCGCAGAAACUGUCACUGACGAAACCCGCUCACACCACGAACAGGAAAGUGAACUGCUACCUUAUCGUAUCGACGAUCGUAUCGAACAACAAUCGCAACGACUGCCGCAAAAAAAUCGACACGAUGGCUAUUGUGGUAAACAAAUGAUGAUCGCAGCGGCCGCAGUUUCUGGUGUUCCCAACGAUCUUGGACCAGUCAACGGCGGCAGGGAAACCACACCAAGCCAACAACAACAGCUACCGCUACCGCCGCUACCAUCUACACCGCCAUACCAUCAACAACAACCAAAACGGCUGCAAUCGCCGCCACCGCCGCCGCCACCCCCGUCACCGGCACAACAACUGCCGUCGACGACGACGCUUCUCGCUUCGAGCACGGCGUACGUCAUGUUGGACAUGGUGACCGCAGCGGCCGAGAAAAAACGGCUCCUGCACAUGGGCGGCGGCCGAAUAGACUUUGGCAAACCCGUCGUCGUCAUCCAACAACCGGCUGUGUCGGUUGACGCCGGUCGCGGUACUUCCUCUGCUCACAUAUGAACUAAGUUGCUGUAGUCGCGCCCUAUUUAUAAUAAUUAUGUUUUAUGUCCAAUAAAAAUGAAUGAACACUUUUUCCGGUUAGUUAG